GAGAAUUUCAUUCUUCAUCUAAACAAAUAUGGCGGCGUACAGAAGGAAAUUGUUCGCUGCUGGACUGAGCUGUGCAGCUUCCUUGAUCAACAGAAGCUCCUGUCAGAGCGGCCGCAGACUGGCUGUGUUGCCCACACUUCUCAAAAAAAACUGGAUGACCUUGAGUGUCACAGGUGCUCUGUGUGCUGUUCCAUUCUUCCAGAAGCCAGAAAAUCUGUCCCAUGAAGAGCUGGUACGGAGAGCAUCGUCUCUGGUCACUGACAGUGCUAAUACUUACCUCUCACAAACUACUUUAGCGCUUCUCGAUUCCCUCACAAGUUAUGUUAAGGCUGUAAACCAUCUUGUGAAUUUACAUAAGCGCUACGUGGCUUCUGUCAGCAAACUCUCUCCGACGGAGGAGAAUGCAUUUUGGCAGGUCAUUCUUAGGCAGCGUAAGGAGGUAAUUGACAGGAGAAAGGAUUGCAAACGAUUUGAAUCCUGCUGGAUGAUGGCACUCAAACUCUCAGAGAUGGCAGGAGAGGCAGCUUUCAAUGCAGGGGCUGACCAGGCUACUGUGACAGCACAGAACAGUCGACAGCUGGCACAGUCCCAGGUGGAACAAGUUCGACAGCUGAUCCCGGAAACUGAAAGACAACUCAAAGACUCUAAAGCUGAGCACAGCGUGAGGCUUCAAAAUGCUCUCAGCACUGCAAUGGAGGAUGAAGACAUCCCAGAUGCAUAUCUACGAGAGGACUAGUCACAUCAAGACCUUAGGACACAGCCUUAAAGUAUCUUAAGCACUCUGAUACAACGAGCUGUACAACUACUGAAGCACAGAAUUCUAUUUCUGUUUGAUUAUUAGGACAAAUGCUGUGAAAUGAAAGAGAAUCUGAGGUGCAGCCAGGAGAAUUUAUAUAAAUUAAGUAUUGUAUACAAAACUAUGAGGGUAGGAAAAGGGACUUAAUAGAUAAAUGCUUUCUAGAUCAGGGGCUUCACAUUUGUUUCUAUUUUUAAAUGCAAUCAAUAUUUAAUGAAAUGGAUUUACCUUUAAACCAGUUUUGGAUUUAAAAACAGCUGUUUACUGUAUUGACAAUAUGUGGGAGUUAUAAUUACAGACAGAUGCUACCUGUGUGAUUUCUUAUUCAUUUUUAAAAUAAACAAUGGGAAGUAUUUGUUUUGAAUCAAAUCUCUGUUUUGUGAUUUGUCUAUAGGCUAUUCUGUGGUCAUUUAUGAAACUAGCUAAAAAUUAAUUAUCUUUUUUUUUCAAACAAUUUCCUCUUUUUCAUUUUCAGCCUCUCUUCUUCUCAGUCAUCAAUCAGUAUUUUGCACUCUAAUACUUUUUUAAAACAAUAUUAAAAUGUGAUUUGUGAAAUCUCUCUUCUAGACUUUGUGAUAUCAAUAAAAUAUAUUCACUUCUC
Molecule: messenger RNA, 1397 nt
Organism: Labeo rohita (rohu)
Lineage: Eukaryota; Metazoa; Chordata; Actinopteri; Cypriniformes; Cyprinidae
Gene: diablob
Product: diablo, IAP-binding mitochondrial protein b
Exons: 6
Coding region: 29-736 (235 amino acids)
Biological process (GO): neuron apoptotic process; intrinsic apoptotic signaling pathway in response to oxidative stress
Cellular component (GO): mitochondrion
Source: RefSeq, a predicted model, not a curated record